Molecule: messenger RNA, 3192 nt
Organism: Alligator mississippiensis (American alligator)
Lineage: Eukaryota; Metazoa; Chordata; Crocodylia; Alligatoridae
Gene: SLC16A9
Product: solute carrier family 16 member 9
Exons: 7
Coding region: 1070-2590 (506 amino acids)
Biological process (GO): transmembrane transport; monocarboxylic acid transport
Molecular function (GO): monocarboxylic acid transmembrane transporter activity
Source: RefSeq, a predicted model, not a curated record
GCUUUACCUUAACUCUGCUUUUUCUUUCUUGAAUUUCUAAUAGCUUUUGAUGAUUUGGCACUCUUGCAAUAUUGUAAGCAGAAGUUGCUGAUCACUCUUACCAAUAAGUAUUUCCAAUGUUAAUGAAGAUUUUAAAAAACAUGUGGUGUGGUUUUGGAGGCAAAGCCUUGCAGAGCACUGAUACUAGGAUAGUAAUCUCCUGAUCUUAAUACUGUGUGGUUUUUAUGACUCCCACUAAGUUUUGUGAAUUGAUUCCCCAGCUGCUACCAUUGUCCAUAUAGGCUCCAUGCCUGGUUUCUUCUACUGAGGGUCUGCAGAACUUGGGUCAGGCAAAACAGGCCUGUUGCAAACGUUAUCAUGCUCCAGCAUCUCCUGCAUACAAAAAAAUUGGGGGAGAGGCCAUGGCAUGUAGGCAAAUCCAGAUGUGGGGACUGUAUUCAAACUAGAGAAAAGAACUUGAGUUGGAAUGACCAUGGAAUCUGAUUUUUUGGGGGGGGAUAGGUGACUCCAGCAGAACUUGAAAAUUGUUCCAGGUGUCUGAGCUGCUGGUAGUUCAGAAGAGCAGGAGUGUGUUAGAGUCCCUAUAGGUCUAAGAGCAUUGUUAAAUCAAGGGAAUUAGAAAAUCAGCUGCUUACAAUAGUCUGCUAAUACACUACACUUACAGCUCUUAUAGUUUGCACCUGUGAAGUAGUAAAAUAUCCAUGUUCCUGGCAGCAGUUUAAUCUCAAAGAGGUUGCUUCAAAUCAAAAUCAAGCAUAGGCUUGAAGGAUAGUUAGUUUCUUUCCUUUACUUUCCUCCUCCAUACUCAUUUGCCAAAUAAAAUACAUUGUGAUUUCACUUCCUAGAAUUUUCUCUGCGCACAGGAAUGCCUUCUGUGGAUAUAUGCCCCUUAAUGGGACUUCUCUUCCUUAGAGAAGAGACAAGGAUAGAAUUUGUUUUGACUUAACAGAUAGAAAUUUUUCCUGACCGCUCUAAAAAGUAGAAUUAACAAAUAAAAAUAGAAUAAUAUCUUCUAGGAAGUUGGAGUCAACCUUCUUGCCUGCAGAUACCUCUUAGCUCAUCCUAUAAAAUGGUAUUUCAGAAGCCUCCCGAUGGUGGAUGGGGCUGGGUGAUAGUUGUAGUUUCCUUCUUUACUCAGUUCUUGUGUUAUGGAUCUCCGCUAGCAGUUGGAGUCUUGUAUUUAGAAUGGCUGGAUGCUUUUGGAGAAGGAAAAGGAAAGACUGCAUGGGUUGGAUCACUAGCAAAUGGAAUUGGAUUGCUUGCCAGUCCUAUCUGUAGUAUAUGUGUGUCUUCUUUUGGAACAAGACCUGUGACAAUCUUCAGUGGCUUUAUGGUGGCUGGGGGCCUGAUGAUGAGCAGUUUUGCACCUAACAUAUACUAUUUAUUUUUUUCAUAUGGAAUCAUUGUUGGGCUUGGAUGUGGCCUGCUAUACACAGCAACGGUAACCAUAACAUGUCACUAUUUUGAUAAACGCAGAGGUCUUGCACUUGGUUUGGUUUCAACAGGUUCAAGUGUUGGACUUUUUAUAUAUGCAGCAUUACAAAGAGGACUCGUAGAGUUAUAUGGAGUGGAUGGAUGUUUGCUAAUAGUUGGUGCAUUAUCCCUAAAUAUAUUAGCAUGUGGGAGUCUAAUGAGACCCUUGGAAUUCUCUCAUUCUCCUUUGCCAGAGAAGCCAUGCCUAGAAAAAAUUCCAGACCAAUACUUCCUUUAUCAUGAAAAAGAAAAGAGUGUUGAAGAAAAUAUCAGCAUCCUUGAAAAGGGCUACAGUGAUGAAAUGUGUGCAAAUGUGUCUGAUUGCAAACAAGACAGCAUUUUAAAUAAGAAUGGAUCAAUAUCAAUAAAUGCAAAUGAAACCGACACGUAUAGAAAGAAAGUUGUAGAGCAAACAUACUUUUGCAAACAGUUUGCCAAGAAGAAGUGGCAACUAUAUUUCAACUACUGGGAAGAAACAGUGCUGCUUUUUAAAAACAGAGUCUUUUCAGCUCUUUUUAUUGCCAUCUUACUCUUUGACAUCGGUGGAUUUCCUCCUUCACUGCUUAUGGAAGACAUAGCAAGAAGUUCAAACAUAAAGGAAGGAGACUAUCCUGUGCCUCUUGUCUCCAUUAUAGGCUUUAUGACUGCUGUUGGUAAACUUACUUUAGGAAUACUGGCAGAUGUUAAUUGGGUCAAUACUUUGUAUCUAUAUGUAAUGACCAUAAUAAUGACUGGAGGAGCCUUGUUUGCAAUUCCAUUUGCCAAAAGUUAUGUUACAUUAGCAAUUCUUUCUGGGGUUCUGGGCUUUCUGAAUGGAAACUGGUCAAUUUUUCCAUAUGUAACUACAAAGACAGUGGGGAUUGAGAAAUUGACACAUGCCUAUGGAAUAUUAAUGUUUUUUGCUGGACUUGGAAACAGCUUUGGACCACCAAUUGUUGGUUGGUUUUAUGACUGCACACAAACAUAUGACACUGCAUUCUACUUCAGUGGACUUUGUGUUUUGGUGGGUGGGUUUCUUCUGUUGGUGGCAGCACUGCCUUUUUGGGACAACUGUAGCAAUCGUAGCACAGAGACGCCACCAAAUUUUUACUCCUAUAAAGUGGCAUCUAGUGCUUAGAUAAGGACUGGAAAACAUUUAAAUGCCUUUUUAUACAAAGUCACACAAUAUUUUAGUAUCUUUUUCACUUUAUUUAUGAAGUACAAAAAUUCUCUUUUAAAUAGAAAAAUACCAUUGUUGCUUACUGUUACAUUUAAAAAAAAAAAAAAAAAAAGGAACAGUCUUUUGUCUACAACAUAGUGUUGUUUUUUGUAUGUUUUUUAUCCAUCAACUACUGUAACUGCUUUUCACUCUACAAUGGGGAUAUUCUGCUGUAUUUAUCAACCAUAUUUUUUUUAUGGAAGAAGAGAGCCUUGUUGAAACAAAUAAGGCCUUUUCCUUAUAGAAAAGGGCUGGCACUAAUGUCUUCCAUAAAAGGUCUCCAAUAGUUCUACCAGAGGGCUUUUUAAAAAGAUAAUUUCUUUUAUCACCUAGAAUGUAAAACUAUGUGGUGCUUAUAUAGCAGUAAGGUAAAUGUUUCCUUUUCAUAAGGUUUCUUACUUUUUACAUCGAAGUGCCAAGGAGAGAAAUUUGUACAAAAAAAAAAACAAACCCCCAACAAAAACUCAAAACUGUUGAACCCAAAAUAUUUAAGCAAAGAAAUAAAUAUGAUUGAAACCACA